This is a messenger RNA of Paralichthys olivaceus (Japanese flounder), 2662 nucleotides long. RefSeq names its product protein FAM53C-like. Gene Ontology annotation, biological process: protein import into nucleus. The record is from RefSeq and is a predicted model, not a curated record. NCBI's taxonomy places the organism in Eukaryota, Metazoa, Chordata, Actinopteri, Pleuronectiformes, Paralichthyidae. Gene Ontology annotation, cellular component: nucleus.
CGCUGGCCUGCUCCCUGGCUGCUCCGCUGAGUGCAGCUACGGUUGCUAAGGAACCACUGAAAGCAGGUGGAAUAACAAUGACGGUGGCAUAGUGAGCAAAGCGGGUCAGUCUGGCUGGUUGAGGUGUGGAGGGGACACCACAAAACCACGCCAGGUUUCUGACAAAUACAAUUUCCACUGCCCUCAAUAAACCUCUGCAUCAUCCAUGUCUAUACCUGGAUAAUAGCUUCAACUAUGGUGACACUUAUCACAGAGCAGCUCCGUAAGCAGAGUCUGGAAGAGCCUUAUCAAAAGGCUUUCUCAUUCAAUGUGAAUGUGUCAUUACCUGCAGUCGGCUCCAGUCCCACUGUCUCGUGGAGCACUGGUCGAUCAAGACAAGAAACCCGCUCAACAACACACCCAUCAUCCAAAGCCAACUUUCUAGAUGAAUCCUGUGGACUUGACUCCAUAUGGCUUCCAUCACACUCUGGAGAGCAUCACCAGAGAAUGGAGGUUUCUUCCUUCACAGAAAAGGCUUUACAAAACUCACCACCGCCACCACCUCCAAAACGCCACUGUCGGUCCCUCUCUGUUCCAGAGGACCUGUUUCGGUGCCGCUCCACCUGGCAUCCUAGUGCAUCCAAGGUUUGGACCCCAGUCAAACGUGGCUGCCCAAGUGGAGGAGCAUCUAGUUCUGGCUCUGGAGCCAGCUCUUUGCUACUUUGUGGUCCCAGUUCCUCUUCCUCUGUACACUCAUCUUCUAGCCCUACCUUCUUUAGCUUAGCACUCUCCUCUGACUCCCCACUGCCAUGGAGCUUCCCAUGGGACCCCUGUGACACUCUGAAAGGAGCCUGCUCUGCCUCCUUUGCUACUCCAUCCUCCUGCUCCUCUUCACCGGCCCCCCGGAUUUCCCACUCAAUGCUGCGGCGCCGCUUCUCCCUCUCCCCUGUGCACAUUCAGGACGCCUCUGUUGCACUCCUGCCGCCCAAGCCCUCCCCAGCCUCUGCUCUAACAUAUGGCUGUUCAGGCAUAGAGCACCCAGCCCUGUCUCCAUCUCCCACUUCAGCCUGCAGUACACCAUCCUCCUGUAGGCGUGACCUGCAUCCAGCGCUGCCACGGUGCCACUCACAGCCCUGUGACAUGCGCAAACCACGCUUAAAGAGGCGCCAUGAUGCAGAUGUUCUCCCCUACCCCAGGCCAGGCCUUAACUUUAGCAAGAUGACACAGAUUGGUAAUCGUGAGAGCCUUGCAUGUGCUACAGAUGGCUGUGUAAUUCCAGUGUCUUCCCAGGCAGAGCAGUGCUCAGCCUUCUCCCCUGCAGAGUUCCUGGGUCGAGGCAGCAUCGGACCACUAAGUGAAAGUGAAGAAGAUGAGGAGGAGGAAGAAGAGGAUAAAAGAAAAAGGACUUUAAUAGAUGGAGGACAAACGAUUGUUUUUGAGAGGGACUGCACAGAACUGGAUUUGAACCUUAUAGAAGAAAACUGACCACUUGUUGGUUCUCCUAGUGUAAUUAGAGCCUCCAUAACCAUGUUAAGCACACCAGUAGGCUUUGCGUGCUCUUUGGGCAGAAUCCUUGGGAACGUGCUGACCUCAUAAGGCUUUCAUCCAGAGUUUGAACCAAGCAAUUAGCGUCAUUUAAUAUCCAAUUACAAUGUAAUGAUUGUAACACUUGGAACUAAUUCACUGUUAAACAUUUCACAUAAGUGUCAGUGCCUGCCUUUUCAACACUCCAUAGGGAAAUGUGCAUGAACAAAUAAGUGAGUUUUCAUGCUUACAGGCUUUUGGCUAAUAUUUCAUAUUGAUACAAGUCUUAAAUUAGCAUUAACUGUUGGUAAGCAUCUUGAUAUCCUUACAUAUCCUUAUCGAAGAACAUAUUGCGUUAAGCACAACAUUCUUGGGCCAGAUUAGUUGGGAUUGUUUUUGAGCAUUGCUCAGUCAGCAGAUGCUUCUUAAGUGUGUGGGUCUCUGAAAUUGGACAUAAAGUAAAGCAGAACCUAAUGCUACCGUGUGUAGCUAAAAAUAAAAUGCAACUAGGCCAAAUAUAGGAAUUAUGUCCAUAUACAAAUGCUCUCUGGUAGGUUGAACAGGAUAUAUUCCAAGAUUUUGCUGCAGUCCCUUAAAUCUGUCAUAGACCCUGGAAACAAAAUCUGCUUUUACUGCUGUUCUGUCAUUGAUUUGUCCUUUUGAAGCAACUCUACAUCAUCAAAGGGAAGGUUUUCUUCUGAUAGGAGAAAGGAUGCCUCUCUUUGUUUUUCCUAUAUACAUUAUGAGUUUGUUUGGACAUUAGCACAAUGUCAGCAGUCAUACUGAUGAUACUGUAAACUGAACAUUGCCUUAAGCUUAAAACAAGAGUUCUUGGGGCUCUGGUCUUCUCUUUCACAACGAGACAUUUUUGCAAACUCCAUUUGCGCUAAUUCAGAUAUUUUUGAACUGGUGGUACAUGCACUAUAAUCGCUUUUUGAAAAACUGGAUUGAUGCUGCAGCUGGACUUAAAUAGGGCACAAUGAAAUGUACUGUACAGUGGUUAGAGUGAGUACACAUGUCGAGCUACUUCUGAGUGAAUGUGACAAAGGUGGGAGUGAUGCAAAUGACUUGGUGGCCUUUCAGAAAUGAUCUUUCUUGUGUUUUCAGAUGGAAAUAUUACUGUUGCACAAUUUAUGUACAAAUAAACUUUAAUAGAGAA